CUUCCUUCAUCGUUCUUAUUUUUGGAUAUUGUAGCUUCUUAUUCUUCUUUUCCCCCUCCUCUCCUCUGUAUAACCAGCGAGAAAGGGUCAAAGUUACACAAGCUUUAUUUUAUUUUAUUUUGCUUUUAUUUUUUUUCUCCCUCUUCCCGCCGUGGCGCCCGCCGUGGCGCCCGCCGUGACGGAACUGGGGGCGCGCAACGUAAAGAGACAGAGACUCGGGAACGACGCCGUGCGACCAUGCUCGUCGGGGAAGACAAGAGACGACGCCGACGACGACAGAGGAUCACACGGGGGAGCCGGGUAGCUUUGGACCCAGCGGGAUUGCUUUCUUAUCUAGGUAGUCGGCAGCUGAAUCUUAACUCUACGUGCUUCUCGUGGGCAUCUCCAAGUACAGCGAUGCUUGAGUACGAGAGAUUCGGCUCGGCGGCUCAUCGUAUCUCUUUUUCACAAUACCCAUCCGUCGGUCGACAGAAGGGAGAACGCGGCGCGCCAUGGUGA
This is a messenger RNA of Colletotrichum tamarilloi, 498 nucleotides long. RefSeq lists its product as uncharacterized. Lineage: Eukaryota; Fungi; Ascomycota; Sordariomycetes; Glomerellales; Glomerellaceae. The transcript has a single exon. The annotation marks the transcript as partial. The record is from RefSeq and is a predicted model, not a curated record.